Messenger RNA from Besnoitia besnoiti, 3144 nucleotides. RefSeq lists its product as uncharacterized. Lineage: Eukaryota; Apicomplexa; Conoidasida; Eucoccidiorida; Sarcocystidae. Bases 1 to 3144 code for a protein of 1047 amino acids. The transcript is spliced from 11 exons. The record is from RefSeq and is a predicted model, not a curated record.
AUGUUUGGGCGUUCAUCUCCUGAGGCGGAGUCUUUUGCGCGACGUGACGAAGCCAGCGAGCUUCGUCCGUAUCUCUCAACACCGGACAAGCAAGGAAAUCACGAGGUCAAUGUGGAACGACCACAUGACACUGGGGGCUGCCAAUAUAAGCCGGCGACUAAUAGGGACCCCUUCCAGCCUGAAAUAUGCGAGGCUUCUCGGCUCAUGGCUUCCUUUAAUAGAGGGGGAGCUUUCCAGGAUGCAGGCACAGUUCACGAGCGGCUGUAUAGGGAAGCAGGCACCAACCGCAAACGCAAGGAAGACCUCGACAAAAUUGAUGCUGAGGCUAGAGCUCGGAGUCUGGCAAGGAACAGGGCGCGAAAAGGGCGUCCGGACAACAAACUGUACCUUGACGCGCAAGCGAAGAGGGAAGCCUUGCAAUCCUUACAGCGGAAAGCUGAAGAAGAACUGCGGUCUCUACGUGACGUCCCAAAAUUCGGCCAGCGCUCCAGGGCCGUCUACCGCCACAAGUUGUUCAGGGAGCUGAGGGCUGCCGUCGACUGGUGCCAGCCUCAUCGACCUGGAAGCCUGACCCUGCAGGCUUCGUUAGUGGGCUGUCUGUUUCAGUAUUUGGGCCUCUUCCACGAGGAUCACGUAGGCGAGCUCUUCAGUGCGACCAGAGGCAACGCCAGGAAUUCAGUGGCGCUGCCCGCCUCCGCGAACCGCCACGGGCGUACCGAGAAGGAUGCAACCUUCAACAUUGUUCGCGACUUGCAAGCGCGGACGCGGCUUACCACAGAGAAGAUCUUGGCCAGUCAACUCGCCGAAAACCUGGAUGUGGAGAACCUGGGCGAAAUCCCAGUUGACCGGCUUUUCUCUUUCCUCGCCGCCGUGACGACGGAAUCUCUCGACUCUCGUGGCAGGUGGACAGCAGCUGAAGGCGCCUCUUUGAAGCAGGGCGGAGGUGUCGAUCCUGGUUGCAUAUACGAAGCCACAAGAGAGCUGCACGCCUGGGGAGCGCUGCGCAACGCCGCGAAUACAGCUCCUACGUCGCCUGCGCCUCGCCCCGGUGCAGAAGGGAUUCAGGCGAAACAGCUAGAGCAGCUGGAUAAGGACAUGACCCGCCUGCGGAAGAUAUUCAGUCACUUGAUGGUGAUCAGAUCAAGGAAGCGAGAGUGCGGCAUAUGCGCGCCAGCCUUCGCCAGCGCCUUCACAGACGCUCUGCAAGGCGUAACAUUUCGUCCUCAAAUAAACCCGCUCAGCGAAGCGAUUGCGAAGAGGUCGCGCGAGAGAGAGGCGCAGAAGCAAAACGGGCACGUAGACCUUCCGGAUCGUCUGCUCGCCCGUGCUCAGGUGGUGCAAGCUGCCAAGGAACGGCUGCGUGUGGAACAGGCUAAGCAGGAGCUGGAGGGAUGCACGUUUCACCCCAAGAUUAUCCACAGCAGAAUCAUGUCAGCUAACGCCCCGGCGACGUCCCGUGAUGCUGCGAAGCCGUUCAAGUGCUGGGCGUCGUUAUCCGUGCGUAGGCUCUCCAGUAUCCACGCCCAUGGCGCGACCGGCUCCCAGACAACUGAAACGCUGAGUCCUCUUCAGCCUGCCGGAACUGCGCCGCUGUCAUGCCGGGGGGACAUGAAGGAGCGCCGGUCACAUUGCAGCCAUGCGGAGUGCGACCGACGUCAAAAGACCAAGCGCGCGUGGAGCUGUGAAGAGCGCCGGAAGAUUAGCCGAGGCGAAGUCUUAUAUUUGGAGGGAAGAAGGCAGCUGGAGAGUCAGGAGCGAACAUUUGAGCACAUUCGCGCGCUGAAGAGAGAAGCGGAGCUUCAGGAAUGCACAUUCGCUCCGGCGAUUUCUCACUCCCUUCCGAGAGCCACAGCGCGCGACCAAGCUGCGGCCAAGCCCGCCGGGUUUGAUUCGUGUGUCGCUCGAAUCCGCCAGGCCGCCAAGCGACGUGACGAGCUUCUGAUGUUCCACGAAAUCAGAGAUCCAUCAACCUCUGCGCGAGCGCGAAAAGGGCACCGACGCAGCACUUUGCCGCAGCCCUUCAGCUUCGCUGAGGGACGGUACAAAGUGCAGCUCGCCCCAGAGGUUUUCUCGAUGACCGUUGAGGUCGGCAAAGGUCGCAAGGGGAGAAUGUCCGUCCGCGAAGGCGAGGACCCGCGACUGGUUGCACGCAGUUUCGCCAAGGCCUACAGCCUGAGCGCCGACGAGGCAGACUGGAUUACGAGCGUGUUGCUGCAGGAGAUGGCUGAGCGCAUGCUGCUCGCCAUCGCGUCCACCGAGCCAGGUCGCCCUGCGUCGCCUCUGGCCCGGGGGCCUCCACCGGAGGCCCCCAGCACCGAGUCGAGCUGGUGCUUGUCGCCUUUCCGCGUGCCGCCUCUGCGGUCGCCGCAGGACGGCCGCGCAGGAAGCACCAGGCUCUCUCUGGAGAAUGUGCUUGACCGGGAGGAACUCAGCCUUCGCGUCGCCUCGCCAGCCAAGGCGAUGAAGUCCAGCGCGGCGCGAGAGCCGCCGGACUCGAACCCCAACACGGAAAAGCGGCCUCGUCCCCGGGAGCUCAUGACGAGGCUGGGCAGCCCGCAAGAAUGCAUAGCGACGAAAAGCAGGCCAGACACUGCGGUGUCGCCUUACGUGCCCUCGCUGCCGGUAGCGGCCAGUCUCACAGGGAAGUCCUUGGCGGGCGGCAGCCGGCGACAGUCCCCGCCGAGUCUUGGAUCGCGUGAGGCGGCGCAUCCACCGACAGGAACCGCGAUAUUCGCGGCAGCACCGGCGUUUUCGGCGUUAGUGUCCUCUGAGUCUUAUGCAGAAGAAGGCUCCCGGUCGGCGUUUCGGCAGGCAGCAGGCUCCGGGACGGGGUCGCCAGGCGCCGCUCGACGACAUAAGGAAGCCGCAAGCAGGACGCCAGCCAAAAAAGGCGAAGGCCAGAGAGGCCAAAGAGCGGUUCGCAGCGGAGUUGCCUGCUGCUCGGGCGAAGCAAGCGAAGCGCCGCCACCAGAAGCCAGCGUCCCGCUGGAGGAAGAUCCCAGCUCGUGCCCUAACGCGCUGCAUGCCUCCAGCCUGGGCUCGAUCGACUUAAGCCGCCAGUUGCUCGCUUCGCCUGUCCAUCCAAGCGUCUUCGACGACGACCCCGGGGGGGGCCUAGCAGUUCCCCCACCUUGUACUCCGUAG